Aspergillus uvarum CBS 121591 is the source of this 2251-nucleotide messenger RNA. RefSeq lists its product as uncharacterized. Gene Ontology annotation, biological process: positive regulation of transcription by RNA polymerase II; DNA-templated transcription. The transcript is spliced from 5 exons. Lineage: Eukaryota; Fungi; Ascomycota; Eurotiomycetes; Eurotiales; Aspergillaceae. The coding region runs from base 106 to 2181 and encodes 691 amino acids. Gene Ontology annotation, molecular function: sequence-specific DNA binding; DNA-binding transcription factor activity, RNA polymerase II-specific; zinc ion binding. The record is from RefSeq and is a predicted model, not a curated record.
AGAACAGGUCUCACUCAAGAAUUGCUCGAACAAUUCGGUUAUGCAAGCUCCAUUGGCUCUACCCGACGCUGAACUCUGAUUACAAAGAUCACAUCACCGAUUAGAAUGGAUCCAUCACCUUUGGCUCGACGUCGAGACCGUCGGGCUGCCACCCGCAGCCGGACCACCACCGCAUGCGCUCGCUGCCAGAAACGAAAGAUUCGGUGCGAUGGUGUGGUCCCUGUCUGUGGUGGUUGCCAACGGGCCCGUGUGGACUGUGUCGAGGGGUGGAAUGUCCGUGACAUUUCCCGAAGUCACAUGGAAGAGCUAGAAGCACGAAUUGAAUGGCUCGAGUCGAUCAUACAGGAGCACCUGCCACAUAUUGACCUCAGAAAGUCUGACUCUGAUUACUCGACCGUUGUCGCGCAGACUGCACAUACUAGGGAUGGCUGGAACCCAGCUCGUGAUGUAACAGAUCAACUAGGUCUGGUCUCGGUCAAUGCUGGGGCGGAUCUGCGUUAUCUAGGGCCUUCUAGUGGACUGUUCUUCACAAGAUUUGUGCUGACAGGCCUUGAGCGGCGAGCUGAGAUAGCACGAGAGUCACCUCCAGCUUCGAAAGGCAACCAAUUUGUCCCUGCGGAGCUCCUCGAUCUCCAACCGAAGGAUUUACCAUCGGACUUAAAACAGGCGCAAUGGUUGACGCAGGCAUAUUUCCAGUCGGUUCAUUUGCAGUUCCCGUUUCUUCACAGACCCACUCAUCUGGAACUUCUGCAGAAGGUUUACAGCGGUGUAGAUGUCACACCGGUUGAUCAAUUUCAGAUCUUCAUGGUCCUGGCUAUCGGUGCUACCAUCCGAUCACGGCAAGCUAAAGUGCUCCUUUCAGCUGAAGGGUACUGCGCCUCUGCAAUUGUUCACUUGGAUGCCAUUUUUCAGAAAUCUUCUCUACGCGGUGUGCAGUGCAUGCUGCUUCUACAGAUGUACACAAUCAACAACCCAACUUCAGGGAUUAGCUUAUGGGCCCUUCAUUACAACUCCCUAGCCGCCGUGAUGGAGCUCGGAUUACAUCGCAAUGUUCGGGACUCUGUCUUCACCGAUUCCGAUCAGGAAAUGCGCACUCGAGCUUUCUGGUGCGUGUAUACGAUGGAUCGCUACCUGAGCACCUUACUCGGCAGGUCGAUAGGGAUAGUGGACGAGCAAUGCGAUUUGAGGUUACCGCGAGAAAUCAACGAUGAAGACCUGAAGCCCAACCAAGAGAUACCGGCUCAAGCGCAGCCCUCUGGAGCUAUAACCUUUAUGUCUAGCGCAAUCCAUCUCUUCAAGCUUGCCCGAUUCAACGCUGAAAUCAAAUGUGUGCUAUAUUGCGUCGACCGAAAUUAUCCCCCUUACACGCAGCCUGUUAUAACGGACGUCGAGCGAUGGCAGGAAGACAUGCUGAACCGUCUGCGCCAGUGGAAGUCGUCCAUCCCAUGCCAUCCCCCAGGGAGCUCAGCAUGCUAUCUGAAUGACUUGCUCGAGAUCAAGUAUCACGAGCUGGUGAUGCUGAUCGUACGUCCAAGUCCGCUCUUCAACCAUCCCUCCAGAAGCUUGAUACGCGUGUGCUUCCAUUGUGCCUUGGAAUGCAUCCGGCUUUACUACAAGCUGUAUAUAAACAGCAUGCUGCACUAUAAUUGGAUGAACGUACAGUCGUUGUUCCUAUGCGUGAUGACGAUAUUCUACUGCGUCUGGGCGCCGGACGGGGUGGGCGAAGAGACUGACCUCGACACUGUUCUACAUGCCUUGAAGUCCGCGUCUGACAUUCUCAGUGCCACCGGGGAGUAUUGGCUUGAAGCCAAGAGAAGCCGGGAUGUGCUGGAUAGUAUCACGAGGGCUACGGUGCGGCGGUUCGCACGGAGUCUUGUGCGGGCGGGGCAGUCAGCAAUAUCACACCCAAUGGGCGAGACUCAUCAUAGCCUUGCUGGUGAUGAGUCGAUUGGCUCGAAUAGAUGGGACACUGAAGGGUAUUCCGCUGGUAUCGGAGAGGCUGAACAGGACUUGUUUGAUCCGUACUAUGUCCCAACGCAGCAGCCUACUGCCACGUCCGAGCUCUUGUCGUUCUUUGCGGGGCCCCAGUCCGAGACGACCUUGGACUGGUUGAACCUUCCGUGGGAUCUCCCCGGCGGGAUGGGAGAGAGAAUACAGGAUUUGGUCUCUGGAGGCAAUUAGCCUGAUGGUGGAAGAUAAAAUCAAUGCUAUUAUUGUACAUCUAGGAUAUACCUCGUGGACUACGUGUUCG